Molecule: messenger RNA, 3039 nt
Organism: Morchella importuna
Lineage: Eukaryota; Fungi; Ascomycota; Pezizomycetes; Pezizales; Morchellaceae
Exons: 4
Coding region: 1-3039 (1012 amino acids)
Source: RefSeq, a predicted model, not a curated record
AUGUUCGGGUACGACCUCACCCCCGGAAUGGUCUCAUCCAUCAUCGCCGCCGGGAUCCUCAUCAUCCAAUGGACCCUCCCCCUCUUCAUCGGCAUCGUCCUCGCCGGCCUAAUCCAAAACGCCUCCACGGCCAACACCUGGUCCGUCAUCACAACCCUCCUCCACAACUCCAACCUCCACACCCUCCUCUUCUCCGACAGCGCCUCCACAACCCACAUUGCGCGCCCCGUCCUCUUCCUCUCCUACCUCGCCCUGCUCUCUCUCGGCCUCACAGCCCUCUCGGGGGUCCUCACCCCCCUCGGCAUCCGCGAAGACGUCAAGGGCCGCGACGUCGCCAGCCUGCGCUUCGAGCUCGCGCUCGACAACGGCUCCUUCUUCCUCGGCACGGCCGAGCGCAAGUUCUACGCGCUGACGCGCGUGUGCGGGGUUGGCGAGGAGGCGUGUCCCGGGCAGGAGGGCCAGACGGUCGAGGAGGAGGAGGGACGGUUUGAGGUGGCGCCGUGGAAGCCGGUGAGUACGGUGGUGGAGGAGAGCGCGGUGUGGGUGGAGACGCCGACGGGGAGUGCGACGAGUAGUUGGGGCGCCUGGACGGAGAGUACGAGCACGACGGCGACGAGUGGGGCCGUGAGUGAUAGUGCCAGUGGGACGGCGGUGACGAGGACGGGGACGAAGAGCUCAGAGACGGCGUCGGGGACGAGGAGUGGUACGGAGACGGGGACGGGGACGGGUAGUGAGACGGCGACGCCGACAAAGACGGGGACUGACACGGGCACUACGACGCCGUCGAAAGACACCGGCACCAGUAAUCGUCCCACACAAACCGGCUCCACGCCGCCGAAAGACACUGGCUCCACACCGCCAAAAGACACUGGCUCCGCAACACCGCCGACAAACACAGGCUCCACGCCCACCGACACCGGGAGCGCAACUCCUCCAGUGGUGACCCCACCGUCCAACACCCGCAGCACGCCCUCAGACACUCCACCGGCUACCUCAAGCUCAAAGGACAACACCAACGUCAUCCCCACGAACGUCGACAGCCCCGUGCAGCUCCCCGGCAGCGUCACCGCCCGCUCCGACACCAACACUGCGCCCGCGCAGGUCCAGCAGCCAGUAGACACCCCCACCGCCGCCGGCGCCGCAGCCUCUGCCGCCUCCGCAUCAUCCGCCUACCUCGCGCUUCACCGGCGCUCCGACCCCACUCCCGAGGCCAAAGCACCCACGCCGCCGCCCUCCCGGCGCCGGCUGCGCAAGCGCGCGUCCUCCAAAAAGUACCGCAUCGGCUCCUCCGUCCCCGCGCCGCUGACAGCGCUCUUCACGAAGGCGUCGUACUACGGCGCGAGCGUGGCCAGCGUCUUUGAUAUCCAGUUCCGCAACUACAUCAUCCUGAACCUGCCGCAGCACCAGCUGGCCAACGGGCUAAAGUACACGAUUGGGCAGUUCCGGUUCUUGGAGACGCUGAUUCUGAGUCGCGGGUUCAAGCUGAUUGAUGGGCUGGUUGUGGAUACGAAGGAUGGCGGUGUGGGGUUUCGGAAGCAUGCGGUGCCGGAUCGGGAGAAGAAGAAGUAUGGCGCGAGCUGGGGGGAGUUGUUGUUGUGGGUUGCGCCGGAGACGGUGUGUGUGGCGAAUAAUGUGAGCUUGCAGGUGACGACGGAUGAUGAUGGCGGUGCGGCGAGCGUGCUGGUUGAUACGGGUGGGUUUAGGGGAUUGGUGGGUGUGGGUGAGCCGGAUGUGUUGGUGGACGUGGCGGGGGUGCCAGACCUGGCGGGGAGGGCGUGGAGGGGCGCGUAUUAUUUCAAUCGGGAUGUGGCGGGCGCGGUGGGGGCGAGUGGUGGGGCGGUGGCGGCGGCGGCGGAGAAUACGACGUUUGAGAUUGAGGGGGAGAGUGUGUGGAUCUCGAGGCUGCAGGAGGUGAGUGAUAGCCUGGGGGAUAGCCAGUUUGUGGUGCAUCGGGUGCCGCUGGGGGCGAAGAUUGUGGAUGGGGUGCAGAAUGGGACGAGUAUUGACACCCACUGCGCCGGCCUCACGCCCACCACGCCCUCCGGCGCCCCCCUCGUCACCUGCGGCCUCAUCAUCGGCGCCCCGCGCCGCACAGACACCGAGUCCUCCACACUAGCCGGCACCUACCGCUACCCCCUCUACACCUGCGCCACCGCCAUUCAAGCCACCCUCCGCACCACCACCUUCACCUCCAACGGCACCACCCGUGACCUCGCCUCCCUCACAAUCCACAACACCACCCUCCCCACCUCCGCGCCCCUCUGGGGCCUCGAAUCCCACCCCGCCCUCACCGCCGCACAGAUCAGCCCCCUCUGGGGCCCCCUGCACCCCUCCGACGAGCACGCCGACGGCAUCAUCGCGCGCCGCGCCCACGCCCUGUAUCUUCCCGCCGGCCAGGGCGGCGCCGGGAUUGCGGAUUCCCUCGCGGGGACGGGCGCGUACCAGUAUGCGGCGGGACUGAUGUAUGAGACGAGCGCGCUGACGCCGGACUAUAGCGGGAAGACGAACUAUGCGCUGUAUCGCCAGUGGGAGCGCGUCACCGCGGACGCAGGGAGCGUGGCGCAGCUGCCGGGGCUGGUGUGGACGGAUGUGUUUGCGAAUCUUGUGACGAGUGUUGCGGCGGGGGGACGCGGGGUCGGGGUGGUGACGGUGUAUGAUCGGGUGUUGUGGUAUGAUGUGCGGUAUGCUGUCCCUGUUGGGGUGCUGGUGGUGCUGUGGGGGGGUAUGUGGGGGGUGGCGCUCGCGUUCUGGGUGGGGAGGAGGGUGAGGGUGAAGGAGUUGCGGCAGCUGCUGAAUCAGGUGAGUACGGGACGGGUGGUGGUGAAUAUGUUGGAGGGGAGCAAGGAGGGCGCGUUGGCCGCGAGUAGGUGGGCGAAGGGGAGGGGGAGGACGGUGGUGGGGUUGGAGUGUAGAGGCGCGGAGGGGGUUGAGGGGUGGGAGAGGGAGGGGGAUGAGAUGGUGGGGGGGAUGGUGGUGGGAUUUGUGGAGGCGCCGGUGGAGGGGAGGGUAUUGGAGUUGUUGAAGAGGGAGAGGUCGUGA